Cryptococcus wingfieldii CBS 7118 is the source of this 1956-nucleotide messenger RNA. RefSeq lists its product as hypothetical. The transcript is spliced from 8 exons. Gene Ontology annotation, biological process: vesicle-mediated transport. The coding region runs from base 1 to 1956 and encodes 651 amino acids. The record is from RefSeq and is a predicted model, not a curated record. Lineage: Eukaryota; Fungi; Basidiomycota; Tremellomycetes; Tremellales; Cryptococcaceae. Gene Ontology annotation, cellular component: Mon1-Ccz1 complex; intracellular membrane-bounded organelle.
AUGCCUCCCCCAGGCCCGUCUCCUGGGUCCACUACGCCGGCCUCCCUCUCCCAUUUUGCCAUAUUCAACCCUUACCUCAAGCCUUCCGAGAUUCACAAGAAUCCCAACGAAGAAGAGAGAGAUAGAGAUGAUGAGGAUGAUCAGAGGGAGGCAGCACAGAUCUUAUUCUAUACUGCCAGAGAGGGUGGAGGAGUCAGUCGGAAUACGAUGCUAAGGCAGGUAGGACUAGCUAAGGGUUUGAUGGCGUUUGGAGAUAUGGUAGCGAAAGAAGACGCCAAGUUCUGGUCGAUACGCUCGCACAAACAACGUUUAAUAAUCUACACCCCAGAGCCCGACUUCUACAUCUACAUCUGCAUUCUACUGGCGAACGUAGGCGAAAACAAUGACCCCGCUCCAGCUGCUCAGGGUCUGUCAGACCAGUUACUGGUCUCUGGUUUGACUAGAGGGUAUGAAGACUUUCGCCUUCUCCAUGGCACCUUGUCAUCUCAGACCCCUCUCACACCCUCCACUUCCUCUACAGUCGACAGAUUCUUCACUCGCUUCGCCUUUGAAUACGAAGCCUCUCACGUUUCGGAGUCACCGUCGAUGAGAAAGUGGUUGGGUGGGUUCCCGCUUGUGCAUGUGUCUCUUGACGAGACUGUAAACACAUUCAUGAAGGAGUGGGGUGAGGAGUACCCAAUGAUGAUAAUCGGCAAAGACGGUCCUCUACAUACCAGUUCCGAGAUCACCGACCUCCCUCUCCUCCGCCACCUGACUCACCUCGUUCAACUCUCCCUACCCCCUCCACCUCCACUUCCCGUAUCCUCGAAGGCCUCCAAAGCAGAGCAAACCAGCUCUCUCGGCUUUGGCCUCCUGAGUUUAGGAGCAGGCAAGAAGAAAGCACCAAAUGAUUUGGAGAAGGGACGGAAGGCCAGUUGGCCGACUUUGGGCUGGGUGCCAGACUUGCGUCGGGUUUCCUCCCCUUCUCUGCCUUCUUUCCAAGCAUUGUACAACACUUCGCUUCCUCAGCCUCCUGCAGUUCUCCCGCCUGUAUCGGAAGCGGGGAAAGGGGCAGAUGUGGGGCAAGACAAGAAGAAUUGGGACUUUGGCCUGGGCGCUAUAGGCGACGCGGUGGGGAAUGUGAGGAAUGUUUUCGGGCUUCCGGCGCUACCUGGGAAGGGGACCAAGCCUGCUUCCGGCACAAAGUCUGAGGCGACACAGGAGAUCUCCGAAGCUGCCUCGGAGGGCACUGAGAGCGACGUUAGUGCGACCAUCGUCCCUUCUCUGCCAUCCGAAACUUCGGAGACUCCCGAACCAGCCCCAGAAGUGCCAGACACGAUCGUCCCGCAAGUCGUCAAAGAGCUGGAUGAAGCUGAGAGAGAAGAAGACCCCCAGGGGCAAGUAGAAGCUGGCGACGUUUCUCUUCCUGAACUAGCAGAAGCCGUCCAAGCGGACGAAGAGAUGGAGUGGGAUGAUCGGUCGGUAUGGAUUACCGAAGCGGGAGGUGGGCUGGAAGAAAGGAGACUGUAUUGGAUCAUUCGUGACACAAUCCUGAUAGCCAUCAUUCUCCCCACAAAACUCGAAAAACCAUACCCUCUCCCACCCAGUGUCCUUACGCUCAAGCUCGUCGCUUCGAUCUCCUCUCUCAUGUGGCCUCCACCAGAAAAGGGCAUCAAGUCUGAGAAGGGAAAGGAAAAAGAAGGGGCGUGGGUGUAUCAGAGGGGUGACCAGAUGCAGGAAGAAGGCGAGAUACCUAAAGAUCUCGAAAAGACUUUUGUCAACUUCCGUGGGGCUUUUGCCAGAUCACCAGUCAUUAACGAAUUCAUGGGCAAGACUGCUUCGUCCAGGUUCGUGGUAGCAAAAAGGAAUCAAGAGAGUGAGAUGUAUCUGGCUUGUGCGCCAGCGGACGGGAGUCUUACGGAUGCAGAACAGUCUCUGCGAGCGAUAGUAAGAGCUCAUCCGGAGAUUGAAAUCUAG